Myotis davidii is the source of this 1155-nucleotide messenger RNA. RefSeq names its product doublesex and mab-3 related transcription factor 1 (gene DMRT1). Gene Ontology annotation, cellular component: nucleus. The record is from RefSeq and is a predicted model, not a curated record. The transcript is spliced from 7 exons. Gene Ontology annotation, molecular function: DNA-binding transcription factor activity, RNA polymerase II-specific; RNA polymerase II cis-regulatory region sequence-specific DNA binding. The coding region runs from base 1 to 1116 and encodes 371 amino acids. NCBI's taxonomy places the organism in Eukaryota, Metazoa, Chordata, Mammalia, Chiroptera, Vespertilionidae. Gene Ontology annotation, biological process: regulation of transcription by RNA polymerase II; sex differentiation.
AUGGCUGUGCGGCGGCCGGCGCUGCUGGGAGCCUCCGGGGCCGGAGGCAGCGGCGGCGGCGGCGGCUCGGGGACGACCGGCACGGGUGCCGGGAGCAAAAAGUCUCCGCGGCUGCCCAAGUGCGCGCGAUGCAGGAACCACGGCUACGCGUCGCCGCUCAAGGGCCACAAGCGCUUCUGCAUGUGGCGGGACUGCCAGUGCAAGAAGUGCAACCUGACCUCCAGCGGAGAGUUGCGCUUACAUUCGGAGGGUGCCGGCCUGGGCUCCCCGUCUGGGCGAAACCGAGAGCUGCCCGCUGCUCCGGAUUUCCCGUCGGGCAGCUCUUUUUCUGGAAACUUCGUGGCCCUGAGAAGGCAGCAGGCCCAAGAGGAGGAACUGGGCAUCAGCCACCCCAUCCCGCUGCCCACUGCGACCGAGCUGCUGGUCAAGAGAGAGAACAACGGCGGCAACGCGUGCCUGAUGGCCGAGAGCGGCAGCUCCGCGCCCCCCCCUCCAGCGUCCCUCCCCAGCCCAGAUUGCGCCUCGGACGGGCGGAUGGUCAUGCAGGAUUUUCCUGCUGUCACCAGCAGAGGGCACGUGGAGAACGCACCUGACCUGGUUUCAGACUCCGCCUACUACAGCAGCUUUUAUCAGCCGUCUCUGUUUCCGUACUACAACAACCUGUACAACUAUCCGCAGUACCCCAUGGCCUUGACUGCUGAAUCUCCUUCCGGGGACAUGGGAAACCCUCUUGGGGGAUCCCCGGUGAAGAACAGCCUUCGCAGCCUCCCAGCACCUUAUAUGCCUGGUCAGGCAGGAAACCAGUGGCAGCCGAUGAAAACCUCAGAGAACCGCCACCCUGUGGGUUCCCAGUACAGGAUGCAUUCGUACUACCCACCUCCCUCCUACCUGGGCCAGAGCAUGUCCCAGAUCUUCACUUUUGAGGAUGGCCCUCCCUACCCGGAAACCAAAGCGAGCGUAUUCUCGCCCCCCAGCAGUCAAGAUUCGGGCUUGGUCUCCCUCUCCAGCAGCUCUUCCAUUAGCAACGAGAGCACAAAGGGAGUGCUUGAAUGUGAGCCCGCCUCCGAGCCCAGCAGCUUUGCGGUCACUCCCGUCAUCGAGGACGACGACGAGUGAGCGGUGCCUUUGGUGGUUCACUUGGAAUAGCAGGCUUAU